This is a messenger RNA of Cyphellophora europaea CBS 101466, 2637 nucleotides long. RefSeq lists its product as uncharacterized. Gene Ontology annotation, molecular function: protein binding. The transcript is spliced from 3 exons. The coding region runs from base 1 to 2637 and encodes 878 amino acids. The record is from RefSeq and is a predicted model, not a curated record. Lineage: Eukaryota; Fungi; Ascomycota; Eurotiomycetes; Chaetothyriales; Cyphellophoraceae.
AUGCGGCUUCUGAAGAGCACCAGCCACGCAAGGGUCGAGCUCACGCCCGAUCUCAUUGACGCCGUACCCGCCUAUGCCAUUCUAUCUCACACAUGGGGCGACGCAGAUCAGGAAGUGACCUUCGACGACUUGGUGAGAGGACGUGGUACAGGCAAGCAAGGAUAUCGGAAAAUCCAGUUCUGCCGAGAGAAGGCACUCCGGGACGGCUUGCAGCACCUUUGGAUCGAUACUUGCUGCAUCGACAGGGCGAAUCAUGUCGAAUUGUCCGAGGCCAUCACCUCGAUGUUCCGCUGGUAUCGUGAGGCGGCCAGGUGUUACGUCUAUCUCGCCGAUGUCUCCGACGAUGGCCACGACAGCGAGCUGGUGCGGUAUCGCUGGGAGGAUGCGUUUCGCAAGAGUAGAUGGUGGCGGCGUGGCUGGACACUACAGGAGCUACUGGCUCCUGCUUCUGUCGAGUUCUUCUCGAGGGAAGGGAUGCGACUGGGCAGCAAGAAGACCCUCGAGGCUCUCAUUCAUGAGAUCACGCAGAUCCCAAUCGCUGCUUUGCGGGGAGAGCCGCUAUCGGGGUUCACUGUGGACGAACGUCUGCGAUGGACGAAUGGCCGUCAGACCAAGAAGAUGGAGGACAAGGCGUACUGUUUGCUCGGUAUUCUCGACGUCUCCAUGUCUCUCAGGUAUGGUGAGGGUGAAAAGGCCCUAGCUCGACUUGAAGCCAAGGUCAAAGGCUCUUCGAGGGUAAAGUCAGCAAAUGUGUCAUUCUCUGAUGAGGAGGCCUCGAAGUUAGACACAAAUCAGGAUGAACUGAUUCAUUGGCUUGCGCCUGCACGAUCAGAAGAGCUGCAUACGAAGACAGCAGCGUCGAGACAUCCAGAUACAGGCGUGUCAUUCACAUCGGGGCCGUUACUGCAAUGGCUCACUCAAAAGCGUGACCAAGCUUCGCUGAUGUGGAUCAACGGCAAGUCCGGGACAGGAAAGACAACUCUCUUCUCCCAUAUAGUGGACAAAACUAGGAGCUUCUCCCUUUCGGUCCCUUCCACAGCAGUUGCGUAUCACUACUGCGCGUUCAGCGACCCAGCUUCACAGCAGCUCACCAACAUUCUCGGCUCUUUGGUGGCACAGAUCUCUGCCCAGCAGCCCGCGAUACUAGACGAUAUAAGAAGAGUUUUUCAGCGAGAUCAGACCCGAAAGCAGGACAGAACAUUGCAGGCCACUGAUCUGGAGAAAGUUCUGGUCAAGCACAUUCCAUCUUUCAGGAACGCUAUUCUCCUGCUGGACGCUCUUAACGAAAGCAGUGACUUCACCGAAAACCUCGCGUGCAUUGUGAGAUUACUCCAGCAGUUGCCGAAUCUUAUGGUCUUGGUCACGAGUACCCGAAGUGCUUCUACGGCUGGUAUAAGUCAGUGGCCUCACGCCAUUGACAUUCAGCUCGAGCCAGAUGAAGACAUUCAGGCUUACAUUGAAGCCCACCUUUCCGACGCUGGCUCUCUAGGUCACCUCAGCCACGAAUGCAGGCAGACCAUUAGAUCGACUCUUAUGAACAAGGCAGAUCAAACGUUCCGCUGGGUCGCCCUGUUACUAGACAACCUUUGCAAGCAGCGCACUGGAAAGGCUGUCCUGAAAGCAUUAGAACAGAUGCCUUCCACCUUAAACAGUACAUACGCAAGCAUGUUGCGCGUGAUUCCCGAAAUUGAUCGACCGAUCGCCCGCGAAGCCCUGCUGUGGCUGAGUUUCUCCUUGCGCCCCAUGACAUUACUCGAAUUGAGCGAAGCCGCCGUCCUCGAAGACUCGGACCCAACACUGGAUCAAGACUCUCGCUUACGCCACCCGGAAGAGAUCCUCGACAUUUGCAAUGGCUUCGUCGAGCACGACGUUGACAGCAAUGCGGUCAAACUCGCGCAUUCUUCCGUCAAAGACUACUUGCUGUCAGACUACGCCCGGACCGAAGGCGACAAAUUUUUCAGCUUUGCCAUUAACGAGGGAAACCAAGCGCUGAUGCGAAGAUGCCUGACUUACUUGAUGUUUGACGACUUCAGGCCUGGUGUUGCAUCGACUCGUACUGAAUUUCUAUCCCGCGAGCAAGACUUUCCGCUUUUGGACUAUGCGGCGCACUACUGGGGCUUACACGCAUCGUCCGCUUCCACGGUCGAGUGGCAUUGGGUACAGAAAUUCUUCUCCACGCGCACGCUACUCCGAGGCGGCAACUACGGAGCCUGGGUGAGCUAUCUGAUCCCUGACUGCCACCCGACCACUGCUAUGAGCACCCAACCCCUCUACUACGCCGCCUCAUUCGGCAUUGUCCCCAUAGUGCGGGCUCUCCUCCGUCAACCCAGGUCUAUCUACGUCGAUCUCGAGCACCCCGGUGGCCGGCACGGGUCCACGGCACUACAAGCGGCCUGUUUCCGCGGGAAGAAGCAGGCGGCAGAGUAUCUGGUGGCGGCGGGUGCGGAUUUCUGGAGCAAGGAUCGCGGAAGCGGGGCGCCAGCGUGGUUCUGGGCGCAGUGCAACGACUGGACGGACAUGGUGAACGACAUGAUACGCCGGAGGCCGGAAAUCGCCCGGAAGACAGAGCUGCAGGCGCAGGAGAUCUCGCGAGCGAAGCAUGUGCAGGCGAGCUUUGGCGUGAGUUUUGAGGACUGA